CUCAAGUUUUUCUUUUUUCUCUUUCUUCUUCCUUUGUCCCUCCCCGGUUUCAUGUAUGAACCGGUGUAUAUUUAUAUAGAUUCACGUGCGUUUGUCAACCUGGAUUUGUUGGUCAAUCUUUUUAAUUACUCUCCUCCGAAAAAUCAAAUAAAAAGCCAACGAUUCCUCUCAUCUAUGUGCUUCCUCCAUUGAAGAUCGGAUAGAGUUUUCUCAAGCCCUCUUUGCACUCUGCUGCUUUGUGUGUUUGUGUGAGAGAGAGAGAGAGAAAACAGAAAUGGAGCUUGCUUUGAGCUUGGGAGAUUCAUCAAAGCAGUUUUCAUUUCUUGACAAAACCCCGAAGAAGUCAUCAGGGAAAGGUCUUGGAUUUUGCAUGGCAGUGGGUGGUGGUGGUGGUGGUCGGAGUUUGAGUCCGCCGGAAAGGGAAACUGGUGGAGAUCAUGGAGAUGAGAGAAGGGGUUCUUCUGAUCCACCUGUUCAGCUUGAUCUUCUUCCUUUCUCUCCGGUUCCUCGUCGCCAGCCUUCUCAGCUCCGAUUUUCUUGGGUCACCGAUAACCUGGGGACGGAGCCGGGUUCAGGAGCUUUAGAUGUGAACCGAUUACCGAUCGUUGCUGCAGUGGAGGAAGCGGAGGAAGGGGGGGCGCAGUCGUCUCCAAAUAGCGCAGCUUCGUCAUUCCAGAUGGAUUUCGGGAUUGGAAACGGAAGCAGUAGAGGGAAGAGAUCAGAUAUGGAGGGUGAGAUGGAGAGAACAAGUUCCCGAGCGAGUGAUGAUGACGAGAACGGUUCAACUCGGAAGAAACUCAGACUCUCCAAGGAACAGUCUGCUUUUCUUGAAGAAAGCUUCAAAGAACACAAUACUCUCAAUCCAAAACAAAAACUCGCACUAGCCAAGCAGUUGAAUCUUCGUCCUCGCCAAGUAGAAGUUUGGUUCCAGAAUAGAAGAGCAAGGACGAAGUUAAAGCAGACGGAGGUAGAUUGUGAGUAUUUAAAGAGAUGCUGCGAGACAUUGACAGAAGAGAACAGGAGGCUGCAGAAAGAGCUGCAGGAAUUAAGAGCACUUAAGACCUCUCAGCCGUUCUACAUGCAGCUCCCAGCCACCACUCUCACUAUGUGCCCCUCGUGUGAGCGCGUUGCCACCACUACUACUACAACCACCACCACCACAACCGCCACGGCUAAUGGUGCGGGUGCAGCCUUGGGCGUUAACAGGCCUAAGCUGCACCCAUUUUCUGCACUAAAACCAGCACGUGCCCCGCAGGCUCAGGCCCACCAGGCUGCAUCAUGAAAGGUGGGAUGUGACCAGUCAAAAGAUGGGCAUGCCUUCUGGGAUUUUGUGUAAAUAUUUUUGGCUUGGAGAAUGGAGAAUGUGAUUUUCCUUUUUUUUUUUUUUUUUUUUUAGGGAACAAAAGAAAAAAAAGAAGAAGAAUAUUAUCAUUAUCUCUUGAGUUGGUUUCUUGUUUUGACGAAGGAGGCAUUAGAGGAAGAAGAUUCCAAGAGUUUCGGUUGUGUUUUAUUGACCGGCAAGAAAAAUGUGGGAGAAAUUUUGUUACUCCAGCUAUCUGCCUCUUGUUUGCGAAGGAUAUUUAAUUAAUCAAUGAAAUAUAUAGUUCCAUUGUUU
This is a messenger RNA of Rubroshorea leprosula, 1615 nucleotides long. The record is from the annotation of a GenBank genome assembly. NCBI's taxonomy places the organism in Eukaryota, Viridiplantae, Streptophyta, Magnoliopsida, Malvales, Dipterocarpaceae.